Aureobasidium subglaciale EXF-2481 is the source of this 1107-nucleotide messenger RNA. RefSeq lists its product as uncharacterized. The coding region runs from base 1 to 1107 and encodes 368 amino acids. Lineage: Eukaryota; Fungi; Ascomycota; Dothideomycetes; Dothideales; Saccotheciaceae. Gene Ontology annotation, molecular function: NADPH dehydrogenase activity; FMN binding. The record is from RefSeq and is a predicted model, not a curated record. The transcript has a single exon.
AUGGCAUCCAAACUCUUCCAGCCCCUCAAGAUUGGCAAGGCCAAGUUGUCCAACCGCUUGGCCAUGGCUCCUUUGACCAGAUUCCGCGCCGAUGAUGAGCACGUCCAACUCCCUUUCGUCAAGGACUACUACUCCCAGCGCUCCAGCGUUCCUGGCACUCUGAUCAUCACUGAAGCCACUCCUAUCUCGGCUCGUGCUGGUGGUUACAACAAUGUCCCCGGUAUCUACACUGAUGCUCAAAUCAAGGCCUGGAAGGAGAUUGUCGACUCUGUCCACGCCAAAGGAGGUGUUAUCUACAUGCAGCUGUGGGCCCUUGGACGCACUGCUGACCCUAGCGCACUCAAGAAGGAUGGUUACGAGCUCUGCUCCUCUUCAGACAUCCCCAUGAGCGACAACUCGCCCAAGCCUCGUCCUCUGACCGAGGACGAAAUCCAGAUUCUCAUCAAGGACUAUGCCAAUGCUGCUAAGAACGCUAUUGACGGUGCUGGCUUCGACGGUGUUGAGAUACAUGGAGCCAAUGGCUACCUGAUUGAUCAGUUCACUCAGGAUACUUGCAACAAGCGCGAAGACAGAUGGGGCGGCAGUGUUGAGAACCGCACCCGCUUCGCUCUUGAGGUCACCAAGGCCGUUGUUGACGCUGUUGGCGCUGACAAGACUGGCAUCAGACUCUCUCCUUGGUCUCCUUUCCAGGGCAUGAAGAUGGAUGACCCCGUCCCUACUUUCACUCACCUCGUCAACGGACUUAACGAGCACAGGCUCGCUUACCUCCACUUGGUUGAGUCCAGAAUCCAGGGCAACGCCGACGUUGAGUCGACUGAGAAGAUUGACUUUGCUGUUGACGCCUGGGGCAAGACAUCUCCUAUCCUGAUCGCCGGUGGUUUCCGCACCGAUAGCGCCUACCGUGCUGCUGAUGAGGAGUACGCUGACAAGGACGUUGUCAUCGUCUUUGGCAGAUACUUCAUCUCCAACCCCGACCUGGUCUACCGUGUCAAGCAGAAGAUCCCACUUGCCGACUACGACCGUGACACCUUCUAUGCCGCCAAGAGCGAGAAGGGUUACACCGACUACCCCUUCAGCGAGGAGUUCCAAAAGGAGUCCAAGCUGUAG